Messenger RNA from Biomphalaria glabrata, 3920 nucleotides. RefSeq names its product synaptophysin-like. Gene Ontology annotation, cellular component: synaptic vesicle membrane; synaptic vesicle. Lineage: Eukaryota; Metazoa; Mollusca; Gastropoda; Planorbidae. The record is from RefSeq and is a predicted model, not a curated record. The coding region runs from base 1081 to 1767 and encodes 228 amino acids. The transcript has 6 exons.
UGGAAGCGCUUAAGAUCAACCCAGAAGAAAAAAAACAACCUGGGAAAUCAAUGACGUCUUUUUUUCUUUCUUUUGAUGGAUUGUCCAUUGUUUAAAGAUGCACUUCGGUAUUAAGAAUUGUAGCCGUCUAAUAGUGUUCUGUUUUGUUUUCGGAAUAGCUGACUCCAAAUGUGUGAAUCAAUUCAGUGUUGUCAUGUAUUCAAGGCGUGUGGUAUGUGAUACUACAUUCAGACUAUCAAUGAGUGGACGGACGUGUUGAUCUGUCUUCUUUCGUGCAUCCUUCUCUGGAGAUCUGACCAAGACGCAGGUGUGAACUCAUUGUGUCUGGUUCCACUUCUUUGGAAUUCUGUCCAAGUCGUGGAACAAUAACAACAUGUUCUCUCUCUCUGUAACAGAAUACGUUGUUUGUUUUUACAUCUCUAUCUCCCUAGUGAGAUCAUCAUUGAACAAAUGUGAACAACAAAAAAGUCGAGUGUAAAAAAAAAAAUGUAUUUGAAAAUAAUGGGCGCCUGAAAACGAACUGCCCUCCGGACUUGAAGACGGCGAUGUACAUCCUAAUGAGGGGACAUGGCCCGGAUUAGAAAACUUUUUUUUCUUUCUUGUGAUAACAAACCCGAGUUUGGAUUACAAUCCCUUUUUUAUGUUGUGAACAGUUUGAUUCGUUUCGGAUGUGGAGGCUUAGAUUUCGAACUGGUCAGCUGAUGUGUGCGCUCGGAGGAGCUACCACUGAAUGGUAGCAACAACUACAUGGUGUUCUUUUGCGGAGCGAAAAGUGUUUCUGAGCACUGAUUGAAAUCCACCAGAUAUUUGAUGAAGUUGGAUAGACUUUCAGCUUUGGAAAGAAUGACAGAUUUAGACGAUAAGUCACGUGGUUUGCUUGUUAAUGAAGAUCCUGUACGUUGCAUACAAUGAUUUAGGCCAUUUUGUUUCGACGUGGCGACAUUAGCUGGGUUGCUUCGUGAUUUGUGUUAUGACACAUGUAUGCCAGAUGUGGAUAUCGCUGCUACGCUUGACCUGCUUCCGAUGUGAUGUCUACCUGUGGAUAAAUACACCGUGCCAGUUGACCUGUCCAGUGUUGUCAUGAUUAUCUUCAUCAUUCUUUUAAAAAUACUUGACGUGGUCUUGUCAAUAUUUGCCUUUGCUACAACCACUAGCCAUAAGAGUUCCACCACCUUCAGCAUCUUAUGUGCAAAUGCAACACAACCUGAAGACCGCACCUUCUAUUACAGCUACCCCUAUGAUCUAGAGAGUGAAUGCUUCAAGCUUUGUGACACUGAUGCCAAACAGUUCUGCCUGUUGUCUGGCUCCAAGUCAUCAGCUGAAUUCUAUGUGUUUGUGGGUGUGAUAGUCUUCUUGUAUUGUCUGGCAGCACUAGUCCUCUACAUAUUCUUUGAUGACUUGUACAGACGUAACACGAGGCUGGUCAUUGUGGACUUCAUCAUUUCUGUUGUUCUGACCCUAUUAUGGAUUAUUGCCUCCUCUGCUUGGGCAGCAGGAGUGAGUGAUGUGAAAACAUACACUGACCCAGAGGAAGGAGGUAUUUUUGGUACUGGCCAAUGCCAAAAGGACCUCUGUAAGGUCAAGAGUUUAGGCAACUUUGCUAGCCUUAAUGUUUCCUUAAUCUUUGGUUUUCUUAACUUUGGAGUUUGGAUUGGGAACCUGUGGUUCAUCUACAAGGAGACUCCAUGGUUUAAACUGACAAGCAAACCACCUACAGAGCCAGCCAGCACCCCCCAGUCUGUAGACAGCAGCAUCAAUCACAUCUGAGACAACCCUUUUUUUUACGAUCUUUGAGGAGGACUUAGGCAUGUGUGCACUAGACUAGUCUUUGUGUGUUUGUGUCUCCACAGAAUACUACUGUUUGUCUGUUACAUUAUAAAUACAUCAUCACUAAAUUAUGAAUUUCAUUUUGAUUGUAAUGCAAAGAUUUGUUUUAUUUUUAAAAUUGAUUGCUAACAUUUCAAAGGUUCAACAGUUGAGAUUUUACAUUUGACCGAAAAUUUCAAUGAAUUAUUUUUCUCUCCACGUUCUUACGUUGCUGAUUUAUUGCAACAAUUCUUUCAAUGUAUUUCAUGAUCUGAUCAACACCUAGUUAUUAGUCUUUUUAAUUAGUAAUUUUUAUUUUAUUUUAAUCAACUGCUGAUAUACUCACUCCAUGAGCUAAUAAAAAAAAAGGCAUAUAAAAAAAACUAGUUGAUUGUUUCUAAGGAAGUUUGACUUUUUAAAUAAAGUUUUUUUUUGUUGAAAAACGUCGUUAGAUGCAGCUGAGCCCCCCUCCCCCUUCCUUUAAGACAUAGAUCCUCCUCAACUCUGUUUAUCUUGGGCAUGCACACAGUCAUUUGGAAAUCCAACUAGAGUUUUUUGGUUUAAAAACUUAAAUGCAAUGUCAGGGAAGGGAUCUAUUCUGGAAAUUUUGGUCCUAAGAUUGAAAGGUAUUAAAGGCAUUCAAUUUCUGAACAGCACUAUUCUAAACUAACAUCUAGGUGUUGGGAUGUAUCUUUUUUUUGAGAACCCUUUGAAAUGUUACUUUGUAUUCGUGCUAACAUUAAAUUGCUGGUAAGUGUGGAAUUUUGUUUGCGUUUUUUAAAUAUUUUUUUUUCCGCCUUGAACUCUGUCCCACUUGGGCUCAACGCUCUCGUGCAGCAUGUAUGAUGCUGUCCCUUUAUUUGACUGUGACAAUGCUAUGAUGUAUGAUGUUAUAUUUCCCCCCUCAGACCAACAUAGUCCUAUCUCUGGAAAUAACUACUAAGUAAAGUCAACUGUCAGCAGACGUCCCAUAUCUUGUGUAAGUAAACCACUUGUUGCCAACUCUACUCACCCCACCUUCCUUCAGUUUUUGUUUAAAAUACCAUUUCAAGAAUUUAUUGCCAUUACAAGAUUAAGAUAAAAUAACUUAAUAUAAAUCUAUAUCAUCUUUAUAAUUGCAAACACUCACUUUUUUUUCUGUUUAAGCAAAACAAAAUACAACAAACUUUAAAGACUAUUAUAGUUCAAUUUUGUUUCAAAACAUCAAAAUUUGCUUCAGUGCUUUUUGGAUCUUGUUGCAUGACAUUUCCUGCUUUUGUUGAAUUUUGUUUUUUCUGAUUUUUUUUUUUUUGGUGAUUGGUUGUGUUUUAUUUUGUUUUUUGAAAGUUUUUUCAGGCUAAAAAGUGUUUUUUUUUUUGUAUUUUUGGGUUGUUAUUAUUUAAAUUUAGUUUUAUGUGGUUUGAUUUAUUAUUAUUACAAUAAUUAUUAGAUUUUGAUUUGCAACAAAUGUUGCAUAUUUCCUCAGAUGUGAUUUCUUGUUAUUGUAUGUUAGAGUUCUUGUAGAAAUAAAAAAAAUUCUGCUAGUUUGUUGACCUGAGAAGCAAGUCUUUAAAUACUAAAUUCUAAUAAUAUUUAAUUAACAGAUGUAUGCACUUUAAAAUGGUAUUUAAGAAAAUAGUGAAUUCAUUCUUUCUUAAGAGCAUACUUUUCAGUAAAUCUUUCCAAAGAAUUGUGAAAAUAACAAAGGAAUGAAAGGAGAUCAAUUUAGUGGCUAAUUUAUUUGUUUUAAGGAAACCUGUUUGUAUUUAUUGUCUUUUAGUUUUAGAACUAUUAGAUACUGAUACUCUCCGAUGCUGUGCAUGUGUCUGCAUGUCUGCCUCAUCAUGAUCCACUGUUAGCAUUGUGUGAUUGCUUCAUUACUCAUUUGGAGCUUUUGUUGAAGAUGGGCUUCAAAUUUUGUUUUGUUUCUGUUACCUCUACCAUUCCUUGUUUUAACACAGUCCAAUUCAUAUUCUAUGUUACUAAUGUAUACAACUUAUACUAUUGCUAUUGCUUAUGUAAUGUCAUGUUUAGAAAGGCUAAUGUCAAGUAUUAACUACAUAGCAAUGUUCAACAUAUUUGAUUUAGUGUGUGUAAACAAAACAGAUUAAAGAGAACUUGUAUUUAUUUCUGAA